Messenger RNA from Phialemonium atrogriseum, 820 nucleotides. RefSeq lists its product as uncharacterized. Gene Ontology annotation, molecular function: ribonuclease MRP activity; ribonuclease P activity. The record is from RefSeq and is a predicted model, not a curated record. Gene Ontology annotation, biological process: intronic box C/D snoRNA processing; tRNA processing; nuclear-transcribed mRNA catabolic process, RNase MRP-dependent. Gene Ontology annotation, cellular component: nucleolar ribonuclease P complex; ribonuclease MRP complex. Bases 178 to 612 code for a protein of 144 amino acids. Lineage: Eukaryota; Fungi; Ascomycota; Sordariomycetes; Cephalothecales; Cephalothecaceae. The transcript has 2 exons.
GAAGAAGAACUUCAACAACGGCGCUGAGCCAAAUCAGACUCUCAGAGUUUAGGCGAUUCCCCGGGCUCAAGAUUGUAACAUAAUCAAGCCUUCGUCCUCACAUUUUUAUUUUUAUUUUUAUUUUCUUAUUCAACUGGGCUCUCAACUGGGCUCUCAUAACCCCCAGGUAACCACAUCAUGUCACAAAACCCGCAGAAUGACACCUCAGUCGCCGCCAGCAGCCAGGGCAAGGCCCAGAAGUCACGAGAGCUGUUCACCUGCACCAUCAAGUCCCCGCCCCAUUCCUACGCGCGCCUAGAGAUGGUGUCGGAGACCCUCGAGCCCGUCCAGCUGGACGCGCUGCAGGUGCGGUCCUACUGCACCGCGGCCCUGCGGCAGUUCCUCGGCGACACGGGAGCUGCCGUCGCCGUGGACAUCCUCCGGGUCCGCGGCGCGGAAUGCUGGCUGCGGGUCCCGCGCCAGGACCUGGCGGCCUUCGCCGCGGCCCUCACGGCUUUCCCGGGCAUCUCGCAGGGCGGCGGGCAGGCGUCGGCCCUGCAUCUACGAGCCUGCGGCAACUGGCUGGGUGCCCUACUCGGGAAGCGGGAGCAACAGAAACUCUGGAACUCGUGAGGAGAAGAUGGAUGGAUGGAGAAGAAUUAUGGGCUUCGAUUCAAGUUCCAAGCUAUUAUUCGCCCCCGCCGGAUUUUGCUUUCGCUUUAUGACAGUUGUACCACGACUCCCCACAAGGUAUACCCGAGCAGAUCGCCAAGUCCACGCUUAUAUGCUACCAAAUGGCCGCUUAAACGCCGCGGCCCUGACUCCAAAAGAUAAUGCAACC